Messenger RNA from Lytechinus variegatus (green sea urchin), 1476 nucleotides. Its product is annotated as fibropellin-1-like. The record is from RefSeq and is a predicted model, not a curated record. Bases 142 to 1464 code for a protein of 440 amino acids. The transcript is spliced from 10 exons. Gene Ontology annotation, molecular function: calcium ion binding. Gene Ontology annotation, biological process: establishment or maintenance of epithelial cell apical/basal polarity; heterophilic cell-cell adhesion. Gene Ontology annotation, cellular component: protein-containing complex; plasma membrane. NCBI's taxonomy places the organism in Eukaryota, Metazoa, Echinodermata, Echinoidea, Temnopleuroida, Toxopneustidae.
UUCUUCCACAAUUAUCCCCUCACCUCCAGAUGGAUUUCAGGUUACUGUCAACCUGGCUUCCGCCCACAACACUCCUCUGAACUGUCUUUGAUAAACUCGACGGCUCAUUUGACAGUGUCCCAGGAUCCGUUUAAAGACAACAUGGGGCGAGUGUGGCUCGGGGUAAUUAUUGCCCUGAUUGCUGUAGCUGCAUCUUGUGUGCAGGCGCAACCGGACGUAUGCUUAUCAGCUCCUUGCCAGAAUGGAGGAACAUGUGAUGCUCAAUUUGGUUCAUAUUCCUGUGAUUGUCGUCCAGGGUAUGAGGGUGUCCAUUGUGAACGUGAGACGAACUUUACAGCCUGCAGGAAUAAUGCUUGUCAAGGAAUGUCGGCAUGUGUCGCCGUGAAUGAUACCGUGUACUACUGUAUUUGUCCUCUUGGCGUCUAUGGCACCUAUUGCGAAUAUGGUUUUCCAGUGACUACCACUACACCAGAUCCGUGCUUAUCAUCACCGUGUCUUAAUAACGGUGUGUGUGUUAGGGAAGCAGACACAUUCCAUUGUGAAUGCGCGUACCAAUAUUAUGGAAGGUACUGCCAGUAUUACGGUAGUGACCCGUGCCUUUAUUUCCCCUGUUCCAACGGGGGAUCCUGUGUAACUCCAUAUGGACAAGCCAUCUGCUCUUGUCCACCGGGAUAUUCUGGGAUUUACUGCGAAGAAGUACCUGGUACUGAACACCCCUGUGACAGCGCACCUUGUCUGAAUGGAGGAAGUUGCACGGAGUAUGGAUAUUCUUUGUAUCUGUGCUCAUGUCCAGAGGACUACUACGGACCAAACUGCGGAAUUUUCUUAUCAGACCCCUGUGAGUCCUAUUUCUGUUAUAAUAGUGGAGAAUGCAGCGCAACAUUUGGAGUACCAUCGUGUACAUGUCCUUAUGGAUUUUACGGAGAGUUCUGUGAACGAGGUAACGAAGACUCGUGUUCAAGUGCGCCAUGCCUGAAUGGAGGAUCGUGUUAUCAGUCGUCUUUGCUCGGAGGUACAUACAUUUGCAUAUGUCAGGAAAUGUACCACGGUGAUCACUGUGAAAUCUCCGGUCCCGACCUGUGUAAGGAAUACAUAUGCGAGAAUGAAGGGACCUGUGUGAACCCUGACUAUUUCGAUCCUCUUGCGGCCACCGCACCGUAUUGCUUGUGUUCACCUGGAUUCACUGGUCCUCAAUGCGAAGAUGAAAUCAAUGGAGUUCAAUGCGGCGAUGAUGUAUGCUAUAAUGGCGGAUCCUGCGUUGUGUCGUAUGGAGGAGAGGCCUACUGUAAAUGUGCUCCUGGAUUUUUCGGCCAACAGUGCGAACAAGGUAUGGGUGUAUUCUUUUCCAUCCAAUCAUUAAAAAAAACAUAUAUCUGCUGCAAAGCUGAUAAUAUAUGCAGGCUAGAGAUUAAGAGAAAGACUUAUUUGUCCCGUCUUUACCAUAAUGUUAAAAUAAGUAAAUAACCCGUAAGAUUA